GCUCAAAAGUGGAACAGCUCGGUCGUUUCAGAAUUUCAAACUCGAUCGCCAUGCCUUCUUCUCCGCCGCCCCCGCUCGCGCUCUCGAUCCUCCUCUCCCGCCUCCGCGCCUGCGGCACAACCGCCUCGCACGCGCUCCAGUGCCACGCCCUCCUCCUCACCUCCGGCCACCUCGCCGCCUCCCCAAUCCGCCUCUCCAACCUCCUCCUCCUCGCGCUCGCGUCCGCCUCCGCGGCGGCCCACGCCGACGCCGUCUUCGCCCGCCUCCCUCCGGCAGCCUCCGGCCACGCCUUCCCCUGGAACACCCUCAUCCGCCUCCACGCCUCCGCGAGCCCCCGCAGGGCCCUCGCCUACUUCGUGCGCAUGCGCCGUAGCGCGGUGGACCCCGACGCCUACACCUUCCCCGCCGUCCUCAAGGCGCCCGGCUGCGGGAUCGGACUGCUGGUGCACGCCGAGGCCGUGAGGAGGGGUUUGGAUCGCGACCUGUUCACGCGGAACGCGCUCGUCAGCUUCUACUGCAGGACCGGGGACUGCCGCUCCGGACGGAAGGUGUUCGAUGACGGCGCGCGGGACCUCGUUUCGUGGAACUCCAUGGUGGCGGGGUACGUCGGAUGCGGCGAGUUGGAGCUGGCCCAGGAGCUGUUCGACGUAAUGCCGCAUAGGGACGCGUUCUCCUGGGCCGCCAUGAUUGAUGCCUACGGGAAGCGGCCUGGAGGUGUAGACCGUGCGCGCGAGUUGUUUGAUCAAAUGACCGAGAGGGAUCUGGUGUGCUGGAACUCGAUGAUCGAUGGAUACGCUAGGCAGGGGAGGAUGGAUGAGGUGACGGUGCUAUUCGAUGAAAUGCCUGAGAGGAAUGUGAUCUCAUGGAGCAUCGUCAUCGACGGGUAUGUCAGGUGUGGGGAGCCUUCGGAGGCUUUGGAACUUUUCCGACGGAUGCUAAGGUCCGGUAUCAGGCCUGAUAGGGUCGCUACAGUUGGGGCUGUCACGGCUUGCGCACAGCUGGGUGCUCUGGAGCAAGGCAGGUGGCUGCACUCUUACUUGGAGAAGAAGAAGGUUCUAUUCGAUGUUGUGGUGAAGACAGCUCUGAUAGAUAUGUACAUGAAAUGUGGACGCUUGGAUCUCGCUAUGUUGAUCUUUGAAAGCAUGCCUGACAAGACCGUGGUUACAUGGAAUGUGAUGAUUGUUGGACUUGGAACUCAUAGUUGCGGACUUGAUGCUGUCAAGCUUUUCUGCCAAAUGGAGUCUGAAGGAGCACCAAUGGAUGAUCUUAGUGUACUUGCCGUGCUGACUGCAUGCACACAUGCUGGGUUGGUCUCAGAGGGUUUACAGAUAUUUCAUAGAAUGAAGAAGGAUUUUGGGAUAGAUCCAAAGGUUGAACACUAUGGUGCAUUGGUUGAUCUCCUUGGCCGUGCUGGACAUUUGAAUCAGGCUAGGCAUGCCAUAGAGACAAUGCCCAUGGAACCAACUCCAGAAUUAUGGGGAUCUCUGCUUGCUGCCUGCCGAAGUCAUAGGUGCGUCGAGCUGGCUGAGCUGUCAGUUGAACGCCUAGCAAGUCUUGGAGCAGAUGACUCUGGAGUCUAUGUUCUUCUGUCGAAUAUCUAUGCUGAUGAAGCAAUGUGGGAUGGUGUCUCGAGGAUUAGGAGAUUGAUGAGUGCUGAAGGGAUGAAGAAGGACAUUGGAAGGAGUGUGAUUGAGGCGGAUGGACAAAUACACGAGUUUGUGAAUGGAGGCAGUUCACAUCCUGAUAAGGAUGAAAUUUACAUGAUGCUGUGGAAUUUAUCUAACAUGGUAGCAUCUGCUUGAAUGCUCUGUUGCACCGAAAUUGUGUUUAAUCCCUUGGCGUGAUGCCUGUUUGUUGAUUGAAAAUUCUUGGCAUGAAAUGCUACAUUGCUGGAUGGAGCUCUUGAAAACUCAGUGUCCCAGGGUUUCUUUCUGAAGCUGCUUGUCAUGACAAACAUUUGCAAAUGAAAACAAAGUUUUUGGUUGGAGCUAUGGCUUAUUUCCCAGAGGACUUUCGAGAUAUCAACAUGAUCGAAAAUUGCAGCUGAUAGUUAAUUACGCUGUUGGAAGAGUUACCUCCCAAGGUCUAUCGAUAUAACAGCCAAAUGGGUGCUUAGUUACUUGCACACUGGUCCAUGCCUUUCUUUGUAUUCAUUUUACUGGACUUAGUUGCAGACUGACUAAAGGGGUUCCGAAACGCAGAGAUCUUGAGAUCCAUGGGAUGGUGGUCCAUUUUGCUUUCAUUGACUUACUUGCACGGAGCCAGUUUUAAUGGGUAAGAAACAGUUUGGGGUAACCAGUUGAUGAUCAUGAGGUUUGUAAUAACGAUUUCAGGCUUAACCACAAGUGUGAUCUUAAUAAAAAGACUCUGAACCUCUGUUGAGUUGGUCUUUGACAUCAUCAGAAUGAAGAAAAGUGAAACUCGGAUUGAAGGCUGACGUCAUCAAGAUAGUAUGCAGCAAGUCCAAUUGUCAAUGUCGCCAGCUAUUUCUGUCUACUUUCUAGAUCAUUAUUUUACGUUUGAAUGAGAAUAGAUGGAAAUGUGAAAUAUAGUAGGAAUGGCCAUCUAAGCAUAAAAGUGCAAAGACCAACCAUGUUAUCUUUACGUGAAUUCUUUGGCGUCAUGUCAAAUUCAUUCUUUUCCACAUUACAAAGCUGUUCUGAAUCCA
Molecule: messenger RNA, 2668 nt
Organism: Hordeum vulgare subsp. vulgare (domesticated barley)
Lineage: Eukaryota; Viridiplantae; Streptophyta; Magnoliopsida; Poales; Poaceae
Product: pentatricopeptide repeat-containing protein At3g29230-like
Exons: 3
Coding region: 51-1802 (583 amino acids)
Biological process (GO): RNA modification
Molecular function (GO): RNA binding; protein binding
Source: RefSeq, a predicted model, not a curated record